UCAUCCUCUGUCUCUCCUCUCCUCACUAAUUACACGGAGUCUCAUUAAUUGCGUGUCUGUCUGUCUGCAGACUCAGUUCGUUGCUGUGGGCGUCAUUUUGUUCUGGAUUUGUUUUCUCGGCAGACUUUGGAUAUCACAUCACAUCAUCUCCGGACCAAGACUCAGCAUUAUUAUUAUUAUUACUAUUUUUUUUUUUUUUUACCAUUCAGCAGUGUCAGGAAAACUUGUUGAAGGAGUGGUGAAAAAAGAGUUAAGUGUGUGUGUGUGUCCUCUUAAAGUGAAUGAGCAGUGUUUGGCAGCUUGUGUGUGUGCAUGCGUGUGUGUAUUGAUCCACAGUAGCAGCAUGUUGCCACCUGUGAAGAAGGACCGGAUUAUUACUCAACUCCCAAAGUGUUUCAGUCCAAAUGCAGCACUGCACAUCAAAGAUGCCUUCCACCCACAGGUGAAGGCUGUCUGCCAGGUAAAAAAGACAGACACAGUGAGCUUUAAUAUCGCCAAAGUCAUCGUAGUGGGCGAUGUUGCAGUUGGGAAAACAUGUCUGAUCAGCAGAAUAGUUUCUCUCUCUCUUUACUCGGUUCCUGUAAGGUUCUGCAAGGGUGCGUUUGAGAAGAACUACAAAGCGACCAUAGGGGUGGAUUUUGAGAUGGAGCGUUUCGAGGUGCUCGGUGUUCCCUUCAGUUUACAGCUGUGGGAUACAGCAGGUCAGGAGCGGUUCAAGUGCAUCGCUUCCACGUAUUACAGAGGAGCACAAGCUAUCAUAGUGGUGUUUGACUUAAGCAGUGUGAGCUCUUUAGCACAUGCCAGGCAGUGGCUGGAAGACGCUAUGAAGGAAAAUGACCCAUCCAGUGUUUUACUGUUCCUCGUCGGUACCAAGAAGGACCUCAGUUCUCCUGAUCAGUUGGCUCAGGUUGAGCAGGAAGCCAUGAGACUCUCUGAGGAAAUCAAAGCAGAGUACUGGGCCGUGUCUGCAAAGUCAGGAGAUGGUGUCAGGGAUUUCUUCUUCCGUGUGGCCUCUCUGACUUUUGAGGCGAACGUUCUGUCUGAGCUGGAGAAAAGUGGGUCGAGGCAUGUCGGUGACAUUAUCAGGAUCACAGACAGCACAGAGAACGAUCACAAACCCAGCAAGAGGAAACCCAACUGCUGCUGAUGAGAGAGAACAAAGUGACCAUCUGGAUACUUUACUGCACCAACAUCACAGCUACACAGAACAGCACACUGGACAGGAAAAUGAAACUGAAAUAUGGACUCAGUGUGCUCAGUGUGGACACGGGUAUCAUGAAUAGACCUCAUAAACUACAUUGUGUUGCAUUAGUGGCACUCUGCAAAUCAUCUGAGAGGGAAGUCGGGAGUUGAAUUCUGAGUUGUAAACAACAAGAAGUCAGUCAGCAGAAUGACCUGAAUAGUGUCCUCUGAGGAAUGUUUGUACUGUUGGCCACGGCUACAACAAAUAAAGCUUUGUGAUAUGCUUGGCCACGUAAACAUUUAUCAAAAGAGGAAGAUUAUUCUGUUUUUUUUUUUGUUUGUUUGUUUUUUGGCAGCAUACCGCCAUUAAACUGCACUUGCUUGAUGCUUUCAUAAAUGUGUCUGUCUGUCUGUCUCUCCAGUAACAUUUUUCUCCAUUUCUGGAUGAAAUGUCAGAACCAGACUUAAUGCAUUUUUUUGGUUUCCUCACUGGUCUCCUGUCAUGUGUCUCUGUGCUGCUAAUGUGAUGCGUACGCCGGCUCCCAUGACCGCGGUCAUACUCACAAACGCAUCUCUCUCCUCUGACAUAAGGGCUCCCAUGAUCUCGAAAAUGGAGAGAUUGUUUGCAAGCACAGAAAUGAGCAGUGAGUUUUCAUCUGAAGCCAAUUGAUUUCCUCGCUCAGUAAAGUCAGACAGAAGGAUGUAGUGUUGCCGAGCGCUCGUUAAGAUGUCGUCAUAAGCCUGCAUAUGUUCUCUCUUCUGUCCUAUUAAAAGUAGAUAUACUUUUAUUAUAGCUCAUAGAUAAUGGAUUGUAAAUAAACUGGUUUUGAUCA
Thunnus maccoyii (southern bluefin tuna) is the source of this 2015-nucleotide messenger RNA. Its product is annotated as ras-related protein Rab-34-like. Gene Ontology annotation, biological process: endocytosis; phagosome-lysosome fusion. Gene Ontology annotation, molecular function: GTPase activity; GTP binding. Lineage: Eukaryota; Metazoa; Chordata; Actinopteri; Scombriformes; Scombridae. The record is from RefSeq and is a predicted model, not a curated record. Bases 344 to 1147 code for a protein of 267 amino acids. The transcript has 11 exons.